Molecule: messenger RNA, 696 nt
Organism: Plasmodium gallinaceum
Lineage: Eukaryota; Apicomplexa; Aconoidasida; Haemosporida; Plasmodiidae
Product: conserved Plasmodium protein, unknown function
Exons: 7
Coding region: 1-696 (231 amino acids)
Source: RefSeq, a predicted model, not a curated record
AUGAAUAUAAAUGUUUUUAAAGGAAAGAGAAAUUAUUUUACAGCUAUAGAUAGAAAAUUAAGAGAAGUACCUUAUUUAUCUCGUUACAUUAUUUUAGAAAAAUUUAAAAAAAAACCUCGUUAUAUGUCCGAAUGUGUUGGAACACCAAGAAGAGCAUACGGUUAUAAUACUUUUGAUAAAAUUAGAUAUAAAUCUACUUUUAAUCCAUACGUAAAAUUAAAUAAAGACAAAAAAUAUAGACUUGAUAAUUGGAAUUCUAGAAAUCAUGAAAUUUUUGACCCAUUAAAAUGUUAUGUAAGAGGUAGCCGAAAAAGUUACGAUAUUCCUUUUUCAAUUUUGCCUAAUAAAGAUGAAUUAGGAAAUUUUCAUCCUCCUGUAUUAUCAGGAAGAUAUAAAGCAGACAUUGAAAAACAGUAUUAUAUGCAUGAUUUGCCAUGGGUUUGGCACAAAAAUUUUUACACGGGAACAAAUCACUUUUGUGAUAAUAUGGUUGUUGGUAAAAAGAAGUGGUAUAGAAAAGAACAACAAAAAGAAAAAAUGAAAGAAUCAAUGAAAAAAAUCAAUGAUUUAGUACUUGAAUAUAGAGAAGAAUGCAAAAAUAAGAAGAGAUAUAACUUUUUAGAAAAUGUUGUGAAUACUUUAGGAGAAGAAAUUGCACAUAAAUAUAUAAGAAAAAUUAAAAAUGUCUAUUUAUAA